This is a messenger RNA of Schistosoma margrebowiei, 1737 nucleotides long. Lineage: Eukaryota; Metazoa; Platyhelminthes; Trematoda; Strigeidida; Schistosomatidae. The record is from the annotation of a GenBank genome assembly.
AUUGUCAUAUACUACUUAACUAUUCAAAAGAGUAUUCAAUCAUGAAUAGAUCCGUUUGGACUGUUAUAACAUGUACAAUGUUAUUAGUUAUUAUAUGUAAUUUUAAUACAAUGAAAGCUGCUCCAGCUAAUAACUCAACCAAUAGUACACAAGUCCCAGCUAAAACUACUCCUAAAGCUCCAGCACCUACUACUCCUAAAGCUCCAGCACCUACUACUCCUAAACCAGCAGCACCUCCUGCCGCCAAACCUCAACCACAUCCAACAUCGAAACCUGCAGGUCCUCCUGCUAAAAAUGGGCCACCCAGUCCUCCUAAACCAGCAGCACCUCCUGCCGCCAAACCUCAACCACAUCCAACAUCGAAACCUGCAGGUCCUCCUGCUAAAAAUGGGCCACCCAGUCCUCCUAAAGCUCCAGCACCUACUACGUGAGUUAUUCGAAAAUAUUUUCGUAGUCUGUAUAUAUAUGUAUGACGAUUGUUAAUUUGAUCAUGACACAUGUAUAUAAAGGUCUGAUUGCAUGUUCGAUGUUACUAUUUACGAGAGUCCUAAGCCUUCAGCAAAUGUUAAGUAACUUUUUUGUUUAUGACCAUCUUGAUAUUGUUUUACUAGUAGUGAUCCUAUAAAUAAUCAUUGAACGUAACUAACCGAAACCCACUCCUUUGGAAUUGUAUCUGAAUCGAUUAAUAACAUAUAAGGAAUAUCAAAACCUUUUAAAUAUUCUUAAAAAACGACUCCACAGGACUUCAUGAAUGCGUUAAUGUUAUAAGAAAUAAAUGGGUUCGAUUGUCAUACUGCAAAUCUUCUUGUUCAUAUAUGAUGCUCUCAAUAGUAAUGUAAUAAGUCAUGAUUUUAUAUUAAUGAAGGGAACAGGAAGUUUUUCAAUUUUUUUUUUGUGGAAAUUAUUAUUUAGUCUUGAUGAAUUUGUUUUCUAGUGCUUAGUAGCUUAAAACUUAAAUUCAGAAGUUUCUUUUAUUUUCCUCAAUCCACCUACAUUAAAGUGGCAUCAAUAUCAUAUGCCAGGGAAGUCCACUCACUCCCUUCUCGUGGCGUGGGUGUUGUUUACGAAAAUGAGAGGACGAAAAGCGAAUGUCCGGCUCUUCAACCGGAUUUCAAACCAAUGGUGCACAUGGGCUCCAGUAUCCUGCGGGAACAAAUGGCGUACGAACCAAUCGCUGGUCACCGGCUACCAUGGGACUACAUCUCCUUACGAUGCUCCACUGCAUUGUGGAUCAGACUCUCAGGUUGAAGGCUCGGGAUGUGUCCCCCUAAGAAAACCACCUGCUUCGGUUUGGGCACCCGGGCAGUAUCACAGCCCUCACGCAUAUCGAAUAAGAUUUGUGUGGCGCAUAUGUAUGUGGUGCUUCUUUGUACCAAUAUAUAUGUGUUGAAAUAAAUAAAUAAUGAAGUGAACAUAAUUUGUUGUCAAUAUUAAGUUAUUAAUUGGUGAAUAUGUUAUUAUUAUAUUUUUUAUUAUCAGUAAGAGACCACACGAUGAACGUGGUGUGAUGGCUGCAGCGGCUGCUCCUAUCGUACUUGGACUAAUUGGGCAAGUGAUUGGUUAUAUAAUGCAGUACGUAGCUAGUUAAGCCUUAGGCUUCUUAACAUUCAAAUAAUGAGUAUUACUUCGUAAGGAGAGUAUUAUUUUACAAGUUCAUUAAAAUAUAGAAAUUAAAGGCAUGUUUAACUUUCAUUUAAAAUAACUAACAUUUUGUUUGUUGUUAAAUAAACUUAACUG